Messenger RNA from Prunus avium (sweet cherry), 1259 nucleotides. RefSeq names its product 2-oxoglutarate (2OG) and Fe(II)-dependent oxygenase superfamily protein. The record is from RefSeq and is a predicted model, not a curated record. Lineage: Eukaryota; Viridiplantae; Streptophyta; Magnoliopsida; Rosales; Rosaceae.
UAACUUUCACUUUCAUCUCUCUCUCACUCAUGUCCUCCUCAGCAUACAAGCAACAGCAACAGCUACCAAACAUGCACGGCGGAGCCACCUCAGCACCACCACCAACUCCGUCGACGCAGCCCAACAACCUCCUGUCCACGUCAUCAGGUGCCACGGCGGACGCCCUCUCGAGGCUCCUCCACCGCCUUCCCCCCACUCUCUCCCUUCCCAAGAGCCGCUCACCCGCCACGUGUCCACCUUCCAUCUCCUUAUCCGACGUCCAAGCCAACCCGAGUACCCUCUUCUCCUCCUCGUCCCAGCUCGGCUUCUUCCAACUCACCAACCACUCCGUCCCGUCCCAACUCGCCAACUCGGCCGAGUCGGAAGCGCUCUCUCUUUUCGAGCUUCCUAGGCACCAAAAGGAGUCAUUUUUCCCCAAGUGCUGGCCUCUGGGGUUUGAAGGGGACGACGAUGACGAGGAAGACGACGGAGACGCACUCGGCGAGUCGUUCUGUCUGGACUCUUCGUGUUCUACCGAGUCUUCUACCGAGUCCACUGAGUUGUGUUUAACUUCUCUGCGUGAGUUCACUCGUGCUUUAGAGAAAGUGGGGCUGGAGAUCGUUGAGCUGUUGUGUAGGUCAGCAGGGUUUGAGAAUCCUCUGGUGAAGGACGACCCGACCCGGUUUUCGUCCAUGAUGUGGAUCUCGGAGGGUAAAAAGUCACCGAUGGUGGGUCGGUUUUACCCGCAUGUAGUCGGGUUACAGUACCAAAUAAGAAGUGGUCAGAAGUACUCUCUGCUGGCGGAUUCGGGUUGGGUCUCUGUGUUACCGCCGGUUGAGUCAAUUUUGGUUACCAUUGGUGACAUUGCUCAAGUGUGGAGCAAUGGGAAAUUUAAAAAGGUGAGAGGAAGGGCAGUGGCAUCUUUGGGAGAGGGUGAGUGUCGGUGCAUAUCAAUGUCGCUGCUGGUGAUUCUUCCUAUAGACAGUACCAGUAGAGUGGGUCCUCUUGUUCCAAUAUCAGCCGUUGAUGGUGAUCAUGAUGAGGACAGAAAUGACAGAGAUGAUGAUGAUGGUGGAAAUCAAAACCUGAAUGGGAAGAGUGAUGGUGAGAAUGAAGGAAGGUUGUUUAAGUCAUUUUCUUUGGAAGACUAUGCUUGGAGAGUGUACCAUGAGCGGCUCUUUCUCAAAGACCCCUUGGAUAGAUACCGUUUUAAUUAAGAAUUCUGAUAACUAGAAGAAAUGCAGCAUUAUUGUUUUGUUUGUUUGUUUGUUUCAUUUCUU